This is a messenger RNA of Closterium sp. NIES-65, 1830 nucleotides long. Lineage: Eukaryota; Viridiplantae; Streptophyta; Zygnematophyceae; Desmidiales; Closteriaceae. The record is from the annotation of a GenBank genome assembly.
AUGGGGGGGCACAGAGCAGCUCGGGCCAAGGAGCGGUACCCCUGGGCGCGCUACCGCUGGCUGGACUCCCUCCUGGGCCUGCCCUCCCGGCGCCAGCGCCUCUUCCUCGCGCACCGCCUGGCCACGAGCCCGCUGUGCAACGCGCUGGGGGGGGGGGUGUUCCUGGGCACGCCCUUCUACGUCAAGACCUGGCAGCGCCACGGCGUGCUGCUGCUGCUGGUUACCACCGCCGUGUCUGUGGGGGUGACGUUCGUGGUGAUGCGGGGCUAUGUGCUGCUGUGGCGCCUGCUGGUGCUGGCCAUGGCAGGCGAGCUUUCAAGCACCACCACGCCUAGCUACCUGCCCUUCUCCCUCGCUGCUGCUCUUCUUGUCUUCGCUGUUGUCAGUGUGGCAUUGGAGCUCUGGCGCAGCACUGCAUUGUACAGCGGGAACAUCUACCACGCUCCUGGCUUUGAUUGGUCGCAUGCCAUGUCAGCACUCGUCAUCCACGCCGGCAAAUUAGACGAGGCCAGCCUGGCACUAUCCACCGAGCCUAUCGCCCGAGCCUACAUCGUCCCGCAGCUAGCCUCCAUGCUCAAAACCCCCUUCUGGAAACCCCUUCCCCGCCGCCCAACCACAAACAAAUGCUCCGAUUGGACGCUUUACAUCAGCAACACUGCCCGGAUUCCCCUGUGGAACAUAAUUUUCAUCCUGCCCGCAACAGCAGUAGCACUGCUGUCUCGCCUGCUGGCGCCGUUGAUAAUCUCGGUGGUGCGAAAAGCGGUAGUGACGGUGAGCUUCGGGCUGUCUCCCAAGGAGCUGAGCUUCGCCAGUGUGUUUGUGGACGAGUGCCUGCACCUGGACGAGUGGUCGCCAUCACACCACGUGCAGCAUUGGAACGUGCAGAAACUACUGGCGCUGGCCAAGACGCGAUCGUUGCGGGGGGACGUGAUGGCGGGGUAUGAGGAUGACACGCGUGACAUGGGGAAGGCUGUACUCAGGGAGGGGCUACUUGAAGAGCGGGUGCCUCAAGGGGGCGUAACUGGGAAAGGGAUAGCUGAUGAGGGGUCGAGUGGGGAGGGUAAGGCGGAGGAGAGAAAGGAGCAGGAGGAGGUUGGAGAGAGGGAGGUGAGGGUGACGAGGCAAGGGGAAGGUGAUGGAAGAGUGGGUGUUGAGGGUGCAGGGAGUGCAGGGAUAGACGCAAUACAGACAAGUGUGUCAAGACCACAGCAGGGCAGCUGCAUGCAUACAGCUGAGCGAACGGGGCUCUCUGGUACCCACUUGGGGUUGGGGGAGGCCGUGGAGCCAUUCAGAGCCGCCCAACAACAAAUGGUGGCAGCAGCAGGAGAGAAGGGAGGGCAGGGCAGAGCACCAGGAAGCGUGAGGCCGAGCUUAAGCCUCAUGCAGCAGGCUCUGCGACAGGGGGGGGAGAGAGGGGAGGGCGAUGAGGAAAUGGGUGAAGAAGGGGGUGAAAGCAAGGAAGGGCGAGCGGGGGGGGGCAGCGCUGCAGAGGGAGUUGGACGUGUAGCACGGAAGGGGGGAGUGGGUGAGGCUUUUGUUGAGGGUGCACGUGAAGAGAUGAAAGGAAAGCAGCAGCAGGUGCAGGUAACAGAGGAGAAGGUGGUGAGGCCGAGGCACGAGGGGCAGCUGAAGGCGACAGGAGUGCAGCACGGCAGCGGCAGGCAGCAGCGAGUGCGUGCGAGAGGCAGCAGGGAGGAGGCAGCACGGGUGGCGUAUGAAUUCCUGUGGAAGGACGGCGCGCUGGAGGCAGCAGCGAGAGUGCGUGCGCCAGGUGAAGCAGCUGUGUGUGAUGAUAGAGGAGCGGUUCAGCGAGCUGACUGGCCAAUUUGA